Messenger RNA from Schizosaccharomyces cryophilus OY26, 1884 nucleotides. Its product is annotated as dihydrolipoamide dehydrogenase Dld1. Gene Ontology annotation, molecular function: dihydrolipoyl dehydrogenase (NADH) activity; flavin adenine dinucleotide binding. The coding region runs from base 87 to 1625 and encodes 512 amino acids. The record is from RefSeq and is a predicted model, not a curated record. Gene Ontology annotation, cellular component: oxoglutarate dehydrogenase complex; mitochondrion. NCBI's taxonomy places the organism in Eukaryota, Fungi, Ascomycota, Schizosaccharomycetes, Schizosaccharomycetales, Schizosaccharomycetaceae. The transcript has a single exon.
AUUUAACCUACCAACACCCACACUGCUAGUGCAAAGUAGAAACACGCUUGAAAACGAACGUGUUACGUGUUUCAUUACUAGGAAAUAUGAUUUUUAAAACAUCAGCAGCACGAUCUCUUGUCUUUCGUGUAAAACACGCCGGAGUUCAAGGGAGUGUUCGCACUCCCGUAUAUAUGGCGUUGAGCCGACGCUUUUAUGCUUCCAGCCCAUCUAAUAACGGUGAAUACGACUUGUGUGUUAUUGGAAGUGGUCCGGGUGGUUACGUUGCUGCCAUCCGUGGAUCUCAACUCGGUUUGAAGACCGUCUGUAUUGAAAAGCGUGGCUCUUUGGGCGGUACUUGCUUGAAUGUUGGAUGUAUCCCCUCGAAAGCUAUGUUAAACAACUCUCAUAUCUACCAUACCAUUACUCACGAUACGAAGCACCGUGGUAUUGAAGUUUCCGGUGCUAAAGUCAAUCUUGCUCAAAUGAUGAAGGCCAAGGAUGAUUCAGUGAAGUCCCUUACCUCAGGUAUCGAAUUUUUAUUCAAGAAAAACAAGGUUGACUACGCAAAGGGUGUUGGUUCUUUUGAAGACCCCAAUACAGUUUCAGUAAAAGGUAUCCAAGGCGCUCCUGAUCGCACUAUCAAAGCUAAAAACUUCAUUAUCGCUACCGGUAGUGAAGUGAAGUCUUUUCCAGGUGUAACAAUUGAUGAAAAGAAGAUUGUUUCCUCUACCGGAGCCUUGGCUUUGCCUGAAGUCCCCAAGAAAAUGGCUGUUUUGGGUGGUGGUAUCAUCGGUUUAGAAAUGGGAAGUGUUUGGUCUCGAUUGGGAGCCGACGUUACUGUCAUUGAAUUCAUGCCUUCUGUUGGUGGUGUUAUGGAUACCGACAUCUCGAAGGCAUUCUCUCGUAUCAUUGGCAAGCAAGGUAUCAAGUUCAAGACUUCCACCAAGCUGCUGAGUGCCAAAGACAACGGUAAGUCCGUGGAAAUGGAAAUUGAAGACAUGAAGAAGAACAAGCGUGAGAAAUUGGAUGCAGACGUUUUAUUGGUUGCUAUUGGCCGUGCCCCCUACACCGAAGGCCUUGGUUUAGAGAAGAUUGGUGUUGAGAUGGACAAGGCCAACCGUGUCAUCAUGGACAGCGAGUAUCGCACCAAGCACCCUCAUAUCCGUGUCAUUGGUGAUGCCACUUUUGGUCCCAUGUUGGCCCACAAGGCCGAAGAUGAAGGUAUCGCCGCCGUGGAAUUCAUUGCUAAGGGUCAAGGACAUGUCAACUACAACGCCAUUCCAGCCGUAAUGUAUACCCAUCCCGAGGUUGCCUGGGUUGGUAUGACUGAACAACAAGCCAAAGAAUCCGGUUUGAAAUACAAGGUCGGUACCUUCCCCUUCAUGGCCAACUCUCGUGCCAAGACAAACAUGGAUGCUGAAGGUUUAGUCAAGGUUAUUGCUGACGCUGAGACUGAUCGUCUUUUGGGUUGCCAUAUUAUCGGCCCAAUGGCUGGUGAACUCAUUGGUGAAGCAACCCUUGCCAUCGAAUAUGGUGCUAGUGCUGAAGAUGUUGCUCGUGUUUGCCAUGCCCAUCCUACCUUGUCCGAAGCUGUGAAGGAAGGCAUGAUGGCUGCUUGGAGUGGUAAGAGUAUUCAUUUUUAAACGACUCUCCAAUUAGCGUUUAUGAAAAGAAGUUUCUUUGGAAUCGAACUACUAAAAAAAGGUUCCAUCAGGCUCUUCUACGAUGACUUUUUUUCAAUAUUUUAGGUUUAAUUUCGUUAUAUCUUCAAUGAUUUUCUUGAAUACGAAUUAUUUUAGUCUCUCUCCACUUUUUAAAUACAGCAGUUUAUGUCUAAAUUCUUUAUAUACUUCUCGACACUUAAUUGUGAGGGUCAUUAGUACUCGUUUUUCUUUCAUUUUC